Molecule: messenger RNA, 1308 nt
Organism: Galendromus occidentalis (western predatory mite)
Lineage: Eukaryota; Metazoa; Arthropoda; Arachnida; Mesostigmata; Phytoseiidae
Exons: 7
Coding region: 1-1308 (435 amino acids)
Cellular component (GO): membrane
Molecular function (GO): ligand-gated monoatomic ion channel activity
Source: RefSeq, a predicted model, not a curated record
AUGGGGCGCUGGAACGGGACGCAUCUGCGGUUCGUGAGCCCGCGGUCGUUUCCCCCUUUCCUUACGCGCCUCGUCGAUCGCGAUGGCCGGAUCACGCUGUACGGCAUUUUCGGCUCCCUUAUGUCCAACCUCACGAGCGUGAUGGGUAUCACGUAUGAAGUCACCGUGACCUCAGAUGGGGAAUACGGACUGUCCCAUUCUGAACCAGAUAAGUUCACUGGCAUGCUUAGAUCGCUUCUCCGGAACGAGGCCGACGUUGCCGUCUCGGGUUUCUUCCCCGACCCCAAUAUAUUCAAGCAUCUGCGAUACGUCCCUUACACCCAUCAGACCUGGACGGUCAUGUGGACAGGUAUGAGGACGGCUUUUGAGACCACUCCCACCCCCUACGUCAAAGCCUUCGAAGCGCCAGUCUGGCUUCUUCUCUCGCUUUCGAUUAUUGUCUUGACGUUGUUCCAUUCCCUGGAGGCCUUCGUCCUCCGCCAGCAGAGACUGGGUGUCAGGGAGAUCUUCGAGAAUUUCCUCAGGGUUUCUCAAUCCUUGCUACAAGAAGCUUCGAAAAAUCGGUAUUCUGGCACAGAUCGGAUCCUGGGAGGGGCUUGGAUGUUGGCCACUUACGUUCUGAUGCAAUAUUUCACCGGCGACUUGAAAGCGAAUUCAGUUCUCCAAUCUCCGACCCUCCGAAUAAACACCGUCGAAGACGUCUACGCGCAUCGAAAAACGCACAGGUUGAUGUACCCGAUACAAACGCCAGUCGAGGACGAUCUCCGAGCCUUCAAGGGAGAAUUGUUGGAGAAAAUGGAAAUUGUGUUGCGCGAAGGAGUACCACUGAGAGUUGAACAGUAUUUCAAACCGGAAGACCUCAUGCUUUUGGUUGAAGAAAAGGCAGUUCUCUCUGGCGAAGAAUGGGGCACCAGCUACGCCAUAAGUCAUUUUUGUAAAACGACCGACAAAUUUUACUACAAAUCAGAUGAAGGCUUUCCACGACAUUAUUUCGCCAUGGUCAUGGCGUCUCAUCUUGAGAAAGAUCUGACCGAUGAGAUCAAUCGUCGAAUUCUUAUCAUCACCUCCAUGGGAGUCCCCUUCGUCUCAUCCAGGGACGUUCACCCUGGUGGCUGGAGUUGUGUGGUGACCGAUAGAAACAACGUUUUUGCUGCUGACCCUCUCGGGUUCGCCGAUAUGCUCUUCACCCUGAUGUCGCAUCUCGUCGCCUUGUCGAUGUGCGUCGCAGUACUAGCCGCGGAAAUAUGCCAUUCGAUGUAUUCAAAUUGGAAGCUGGGUUUCAGCAAAAUUAUAUAUCCCCGAGAAUGA